GUUGGCAAUUACCACCUCGGACAAGCCAUCGGACAAGGAACGUAUGGAAAGGUCAAGCUGGCAACGCACGCCCUCACAGGACAGCAGGUCGCUAUCAAGAUCGUCGCAAAGACUCAUGCGAGCAUCAUCACCCGAGAGAUCUAUCACUGGCGCUGUCUGUCCCACCCAAACAUCGCCCAUCUACACGAGGUCCUCACCACAGAGUCCAAGAUCUACCUGGUCACCGAGUACUGCGCUAACGGCGAGCUAUUGGAAGCUCUAAUUCGUGAUGGGCGCUGUCGCCCUGCGCUGGCCAAGCGCUGGUUCCGACAGAUCUGUCUCGCAAUCCAGUACUGCCAUUCGCGUAAGAUCGUCCACAGGGAUCUGAAGCUCGAAAACAUUUUGCUCGACAGCCAAAACAACAUCAAACUCAUAGACUUUGGUUUCACGCGCGAAUGUGAGUCCAAAAAGCUGCUCGAGUCCUACUGCGGGUCAGCAGCUUAUACUGCGCCGGAAAUCAUCGUCGGCAAGAAAUAUUCAGGACCAGAGGCGGAUAUUUGGUCUGUGGGCGUAAUCCUUUACACGCUCCUGGCGGGAUACUUACCCUUUGAUGAUGACAAUGAGGCGAUAGUACAGGACAAGAUCGUCGAUCUCGACUACGAAAUGCCUAGCGAUCUCUUCUCUCCAGAUGCUCAAGAUCUGAUUCGCAACAUUUUGAAAGAGGAACCAAAGGAACGAUUUUCAGUUGAACAAAUCCUAAAUCAUGCUUGGUGGACA
Gamsiella multidivaricata is the source of this 756-nucleotide messenger RNA. RefSeq names its product kinase-like domain-containing protein. Gene Ontology annotation, cellular component: cytoplasm. Gene Ontology annotation, biological process: protein phosphorylation; intracellular signal transduction. The transcript is spliced from 4 exons. The annotation marks the transcript as partial. Lineage: Eukaryota; Fungi; Mortierellomycota; Mortierellomycetes; Mortierellales; Mortierellaceae. Gene Ontology annotation, molecular function: ATP binding; protein serine/threonine kinase activity. The record is from RefSeq and is a predicted model, not a curated record.